This is a messenger RNA of Myripristis murdjan (pinecone soldierfish), 810 nucleotides long. RefSeq lists its product as uncharacterized. The coding region runs from base 44 to 289 and encodes 81 amino acids. Lineage: Eukaryota; Metazoa; Chordata; Actinopteri; Holocentriformes; Holocentridae. The record is from RefSeq and is a predicted model, not a curated record. The transcript has 4 exons.
UCACUUGCACACUGUUUGGACGGGGGCAACAACUGGAGUGACAAUGUUUUCAAGGUGGAGGUCAGAUGAUAAGGAUAAGAAGGAGGACAAGGAUAAGGAUAAGAAUAAAGAUAAAGAUAAGGAUAAGGAUGGCUCAGACGGUGAAGGGAGCUCUUGGAAAUUUUGGGAGAAGGACAAGGAUGGCAAAGACGACAAGGGCAAAGAUGGAAAUGAGUCGGACACCUCCACAUCCUCAUCAUCAUCUUCGUCCAGUGAUGAAGAGAGAAAGAAGAGGCAAGAGAAGAAGUGAAUGACUGAUGCUUUGUCUUGUCUUUUCUUGUCUAUGUAAAAGUGUGUGUGUGUGUGUGUGAGGGGGUGAGGGUGUGUGUGUAUGUUAAUCGUUUCCGGUGUGAUAGAAAUAUUAGUGCUCAUAGUUACCAGUCUUGUGUAAACAAAAUGCUUAAUUCCUUGAAUUAAAUCCCCCAACAAUAGGGUGGAUUACACAACACCACAACACCACUACCCCACGCAAACACAUACGCGCACGCACACACACACACACACACACACACACACACACACACAUAGCCCACCAAGCACGUCCUCUGUCAAGUGCUUUCCUCUGCCAGAAGAUGGCAGUGUUAAGACCAAUGAAAUUUGAAUGAUUAUUCUGUGGAAAUUUUCGGUUGAGAAUUUGUGGAGGACUUUGCAGGAAAACAUAUUUUUGAAAUCCAUGUUGCUUCAAGAAACCAGAUGUAACCAGAUGACCGUGUCUGCAAAAGAGUUUUUCCUCCAAAAUGUCAUACAUGCACUUAUGAAAUAAAUAAAAUA